GGUUUUCGACUUUAUGCGGGUUAGGUAAGGUUAGAUUUCGAAUGGUGGAGGAAAUACCGAGAGAAGUUUUGACGUGAAACGCUAUUGCAAUAAGCUUAAAGGAGUUGUUUUUUAGAUGUCCCUGGACCGUUCAGAGGCUGAGUCGUGCGCGACGGGUGGCUUCGCGAGUUUACGCGACCGAACUGAAACUCGGUUUCAGAAGUGUUAUAUUUAAUUAAUAUUUAGUGGUUGUUCUGUGUACUAAUGAGAUGUUUGUGACGGUUUUUGGGACUUUCUGGUUUUGAGGAGCGGUUGAUGUACCCAACGGCGGAUAAUUUCAUUAAAAGUGUAGCAAUCUAUUUAGUGGCCAAAUAAAUUACUUUUAUUGCGCGUCAUAAAUUAAAGACAGCCGAUGUCAUAAAAAAGUGUGGGCCAUAACUGUCUGAUUUCGUUUAUCUCGAGCCACGUUUGUUUCUGAGAACUGUGCUGUGUUUGUGAUAAUGCGAGUAGCUUCCAUAAAAGGCGGCGUUGCCGAUAAUUCCAGUAGGGAUGGGGUGGGGCCAUAAAAUGGAGUUAUUUUUCUUCCGCGGAGACAAGAUGCUUCUGACGCUCUACUCCGCGCUGCUUCUCUGGAGAAUCGACUGCGUAGUCGAGAGCACCAAAGUGGUGAAAAGCAGCAUCCGCCACCAAACAACUUCACCGCUCAGCCGAGUGGGCCCGACGGUGUCGCUCCGUGACGCGGAGCCCGACUUCGCGGGGCCCAUUCAGAAUGUCACCGUCGCUAUCGGGAGGGAGGCGGUGCUUACUUGCUCUGUGCGCGAUUUGGGCGAUUUUAAGGUGGCGUGGAUCCGCGCAGACGACCAGACCAUCUUAACGUUGCACACGCGGCUAGUCACUCACAGCUCGCGAUACGCUGUCACUAACGACUCUCCGGGGUCCUGGCAGCUGCAUAUUCGACCUCUGAAGGUGGAAGACCGCGGCUGCUACAUGUGUCAGAUCAACACCAGUACGAUGAAGAAGAUGAUCGGAUGCGUCGAUGUGUUAGUUCCACCAAACAUCGUAGACGAAGGUACCAGUGGAGAUCUGGUGGCGAGAGAGGGGGAAGACGUGAGCCUCUCCUGCAUGGCCGAAGGUCGGCCUCACCCGCGCAUACUGUGGCGAAGGGAAGACGGCACCAACAUUCAGCUGAGAGAUGAAACGGGGGAGUUACAUAAAGUGGACAUGUUCAUGGGUCCCAACCUCAACCUGACGAAGGUGGAGCGACGGCAGAUGGGAGCGUAUCUCUGCAUCGCUUCCAAUGACGUCCCGCCUUCGGUCUCCAAGCGCAUCAUGCUUAAUGUUAAUUUUGCCCCUUCAAUAGUGGUGGCGACAAAGGUAAUAGGAGUGCCGACUGGGUCUCAAACGAGGCUGGAGUGCUUCGUCGAGGCCUACCCUCAGGCCAUAAACUAUUGGCUAAAGAGCGGCCAGGAAAUGAUACUUUCGGGAGGGCGACACAACCUCAGCGACGACCGCGCUCUCCCGUACCAGACACGAAUGGUGCUCAACAUCUCAGAUUUCAGAGGCGAAGACGUCGGUACCUACACCUGUGUGUCUACCAAUACCAUGGGCAAAACGGAAGGCACUAUCAGACUUUAUGAAAUAAAAAUAACAACAACAUCAACCACGACGACAACGACAACGACAACAACAACAACAACUACUACUACGACAACGACCCCGCCGCCGACAACCACAGAACACUACCCGUCUCAAUACGUGGUACCUUUGCAGCCGGCGGAGCAAAAGCACACUCAAGCGCAAGACGCAACCACUUACGAUACAAUGCAAAACGUCAUCGAGCAGUCCGUCCUGGACAACAACUGGCUACCGACUGCCGAGUCCACGGGUUCCAGAGCCCACCAGGCCAUGCCGCUGCCGACCCUGGCCGCCUUCUUAGCGCUUCCCCACUUCAACUGUAUUAUACAUAGUAGUCUCGAAAUAUUACACACAAUACUCGCUAAAACCAACGUACAACACGACGCAAGAUGAUAAGGUUACUAGCCGUUUGGAAAUGAGUGUCAAUUUUACAUUUUACACCUUAGAUAGUUGUUGUUUAGAUAAUAUCUGGAAAAUUCAUGAAUUAGUUGUGGUUAUUAGUAUCUCUAUUUGUUGUUAGUAUCUCUUAUUUUGAAAUUCCAAUAAUAACCAAUAUAAGGUAAACGUCCCAGUGCUCGACAUGCUAAUGCCCAAUAGUUGACACUCUGCUGUCACCUCUAUUUCUACAUGUAUCAGGACAACGACGAGCACUCGGUCGUCUACCUGAUAUUAAAAAAUAAACGUCCUAUGAGAAUUAUUAAUACUGAGCAAAUCCCGUUAUCAAUGUUACAAUUCAUUGAAAAACACGGCUGGCAAAAGUAUCUAACUUCACCGUUGGUGCCCAACUUCGCUCAAGUAAAAUAUUAAGAUAAUAAUUUUAACGAAAAAUAGAUAUCAAUUGAAAUACCAAUAAAAAGAGCUGCGUAAAAACAGUUUAGUAGUUUAAAGCGCGCGGUUGUUUUAUGCGAUAAACGCAGCGUUGAACGCAUGCGUUAACGGAAAGUAUGAAAAAUUACAAUGCGCUUACUGCUGCGUUUACCGCGUAAAACAACAAAUAUAGUGUCAUUAGAUUAUCUGAUGUAGAAUCUCAUUUUUCCUACAUUCCGUUGAUCGCAUGCGUUCAACG
Molecule: messenger RNA, 2680 nt
Organism: Cydia strobilella
Lineage: Eukaryota; Metazoa; Arthropoda; Insecta; Lepidoptera; Tortricidae
Product: lachesin-like
Exons: 11
Coding region: 529-2007 (492 amino acids)
Cellular component (GO): neuron projection
Source: RefSeq, a predicted model, not a curated record